AUGUUUCUCACGAAGCAGCAAGAUGCAAGUGGGGAGCCCUUGGGGAAGAUGUCCUGUACCUCUGAGAUCCAGGCAGCCUUCAUUCUCACCUCUUUCGUUACCUUCUUCAUGGGCCUCAUCAUCUUAUUCAUCUUCAGGCUCAUCUGGAGAGUCUUUAGAAAAUGGCAAAACAUCAAGGGAACAGGAAUUAUCUUGGAACUCUUCUCAUCGGGCAGCAUCGGCCAUAACCCGUUAAGAAGGCUUUAUUUCUAUGGACUAUUCCGUGAUCGCAUAGAAAUGCUGCUUUCGGCACAGACCUUUGUGGGGCAAGUGUUGGUGAUCCUCGUCUUUGUACUAAGCAUCGGGUCUCUUAUAAUCUAUUUCAUCAAUUCCACCGACCCUGUUGGAAGCUGUUCUUCAUACCAAGACAAAACCAUCCCUGUCGAUUUGAUUUUCAAUGCUUUCUUCAGUUUCUAUUUCGGGUUGAGAUUUUUGGCAGCUGAUGACAAGAUCAAGUUCUGGCUGGAGAUGAAUUCCAUUGUAGACAUUUUUACCAUCCCACCAACUUUUAUUUCUUAUUAUUUGAAGAGCAACUGGCUAGGUUUAAGGUUCCUACGAGCAUUGCGACUACUAGAACUUCCUCAAAUCUUGCAAAUUCUACAAGCCAUCAAGACCAGUAAUUCAGUAAAGUUUUCCAAACUGAUGGCUAUAGUUCUCAGCACCUGGUUCACGGCGGCAGGAUUCAUUCACCUGGUGGAAAAUUCCGGUGACCCAUGGCUCAAAGGUAGAAAUUCACAGAAUAUAUCAUACUUUGAAUCCAUUUACCUGGUCAUGGCGACAACCUCAACAGUUGGCUUUGGCGAUGUGGUGGCCAAGACUUCCUUAGGACGGACCUUCAUCAUGUUCUUCACCCUGGGGAGUUUGAUACUAUUUGCCAACUAUGUCCCUGAAAUGGUGGAACUUUUUGCUAACACGAGGAACUACACCAGAUCCUAUGAUGUGGUCAAAGGGAAGAAGUACAUCGUGGUCUGUGGAAACAUCACUGUGGACAGUGUGACAGCUUUUCUGAGGAACUUCCUCCGCCACAGGUCGGGGGAAAUCAACACGGAGAUUGUCUUCCUGGGAGAGUCCCCUCCUUCUUUGGAGCUGGAGACGAUAUUUAAGUGCAACUUGGCCUACACGACUUUUAUCUGUGGAUCUGCACUGAAGUGGGAGGAUCUGAAGCGGGUUGCGGUGGAAUCUGCAGAAGCGUGCCUGAUCAUAGCCAACCCUUUGUGCAGUGACUCACAUGCUGAAGACACUUCAAACAUCAUGAGGGUACUCUCCAUCAAGAACUAUUACCCCAAGACCAGAGUCAUCAUACAAAUACUUCAAUCCCAUAACAAGGUCUACUUGCCAAAGAUUCCCAGCUGGAACUGGAGUACUGGAGACAAUAUCAUCUGCUUUGCUGAAUUAAAGCUUGGAUUCAUCGCCCAAGGCUGCUUGGUGCCAGGCUUGUGCACCUUUCUAACAUCUCUAUUUGUUGAGCAAAACAAAAAGAUCAUUCCUAAACAGCCCUGGGAAAAACAUUUCUUGAACGGUCUGAAGAACAAAGUUCUAACUCAACGUCUCUCCGAUGAUUUUGCUGGAAUGAAUUUCCCUGAAGUUUCCCGGCUCUGCUUCGUGAAGAUGAACCUCAUGCUCAUAGCCAUCGAACACAAAUCUGUCUUUCACGGUGGUUACUGUGGCUUGAUACUCAAUCCCCCUGCACAAGUUAGGCUGCGUAAGAAUACAUUAGGGUUCUUUAUUGCUGAAUCUCCAAAAGAAGUCAAAAGAGCCUCCUUUUACUGUCUCAACUGUCACAGUGAUGUGACUACUCCUGAGCUAAUUGCAAAAUGUGGCUGCAGAAGUAAGAGCCGACAGCACCUCACAGGUACAGGAAAAAUGGUCAUGAAAAACAACUUAAAGGACAUUUCUUCCACUUCAGCAACUCAGCGUCCUGUAUCAAAGGGGCACUCAAACAUCAUUAGCCAGAGCAGCCUGGCCACCAGGACUUUCCUGUGUGAUGUGGACCAGGACUCUGAGCAGCUCGACAGCAGCGGCAUGUUCCACUGGUGCAAAGCCACCCCUCUGGACAAGGUGAUUUUGAAACGCACGGAUAAGUCAAAGCACGAGUUUCGGAACCACAUUGUCGCAUGUGUCUUUGGAGACACCCAUUCGGCUUUGAUGGGGCUUCGGAACUUUGUGAUGCCUUUGCGAGCGAGCAACUACACCCGGAGGGAGCUGAAGGACAUUGUGUUCAUCGGGUCUCUGGAUUACAUGCAGAGAGAGUGGCGCUUUCUGCGGAACUUUCCCCAGAUAUAUGUUAUGCCUGGAUCUGCACUCUACACCGCGGACCUGCACGUGGCUAACAUUGAGUACUGCUCCAUGUGCGCCAUCCUAUCCCCCCCCUCCAAGCCAUCCAGUAGCCAGACGCUGGUAGACACGGAGACCAUCAUGGCCACCCUCAACAUCAGAUCCCUGCGCAUUGGCUCUUUAGUACCCUGGAAUUCUAAGUCAAAUGCGAAACCCUCUCUCAGAAAAAAAAAAAAAAAAAAAAAAAAAAGGCAUAAGCAAAUUCCCAUCCUCACCGAACUGAAAAAUCCUUCCAACAUCCACUUUAUCGAACAGCUUGGCAGACUGGAGGGGAGCCUCAAGGAAACCAACCUGCAUCUCAGCACUUCCUUCUCCACAGGCACCGUGUUUUCUGGCAACUUCCUCGAUUCCCUCCUGGCCACGGCCUUCUACAACUACCACGUCCUGGAACUACUUCAGAUGCUGGUGACAGGAGGGAUAUGUUCUCAGCUGGAGCAACACUUGGAUAAGGAUAAGUUCUCUGAGUUGGCCGACAGUUGUACUACAUUCUUCUCUGGAAGAUCGCGGUGUAAGCUGGGGCUUCUGUCCUUAGACCAAACCAUUUUAUCAGAUAUUGAACCAAGAGAAACCUUUGGACAGCUAUUCUGCGGCACAUUAGAUAAUCUGGGAAUCCUGUGUGUUGGUUUAUAUCGCCUGAUAGAGGAAGAGGAACGGAACCCGGAAAACAAAAGGGGAGUACGCCAGUUCGUGAUUACCCGGCCAGCCAAUGAGUUCAAGCUGCUACCCGCAGACCUUGUGUUCUGUGCUAUCCCUUUCAGCACGGCCUGUUAUAAAACAGACAGCAGUUCUUCAAAUGCUCCAUAUGAGAUUAUAAACAUCAUGCCAAAGCCCUCGGAAACAAACACAGAGAUAAGCUGUACCCCCACCAUCGACCUAGAGGACAAGAUCGCGGCACAGCAAUUGUUCUCACCAGACCAUUUUUGGGAGCUAAAAACUUCUUCCUGUUCUGCAUCUCAGCAAACAAUCUUCCCUCGGACUAGUAAGGUUCAAGCACAGGAGAAACUGAGGGACCCUGUGCCAGGAACAGGAAGGGGUAGCCAGAAGGAAACCCUGGAGGAUGACGCGCAUACAUUUUUGAAAAACAAUUAG
Messenger RNA from Lepus europaeus (European hare), 3462 nucleotides. It is a transcript of the gene KCNU1, whose product is annotated as potassium calcium-activated channel subfamily U member 1. Gene Ontology annotation, molecular function: monoatomic ion channel activity. NCBI's taxonomy places the organism in Eukaryota, Metazoa, Chordata, Mammalia, Lagomorpha, Leporidae. Gene Ontology annotation, cellular component: membrane. The coding region runs from base 1 to 3462 and encodes 1153 amino acids. The record is from RefSeq and is a predicted model, not a curated record. The transcript has 29 exons. Gene Ontology annotation, biological process: potassium ion transport; reproductive process; transmembrane transport.